AUACGGCGCAGGACUCUCACCUCCGUCCGUCAUCCGAGCAUCCUGCGCGAGGGACACCGCUAAAAAGAGCUCCGUUUCCCUGAGCCAUUUCUGCGCGCGGGGAGCCAACGAGCGAGCGCAGGCUGGAUUCUCACCUUUCCGCUCGAGCUGCGAGACCAGACGAUGGAAAACUAAAAGUGUGAAAUUCUUCUCCCGUUUUUCUUAUUUGCGGUGUUUGAGGAAAACGUUUAGGCUAACUGUCAUUUCAUUUCAGUAUUUUGAACUUCUUUUCAUCCAGGACUACGGCGCCUCCUUCGCCGCCUUUGACAGGUUUAUUUCAUAUGGCUGGUGUCUGACCGGGUGCCAAGCUGGUUGUGAAGGUGUUUGAUCUGGUGCCCUCGCCCCAAGCCGCAGUCCCCAUGGCUGCCGGGGUGGCAGCAUGGCUUCCCUUCGCGCGGGCGGCGGCCAUCGGCUGGAUGCCCGUGGCCAACCUGCCCAUGCCCAUCGCGCCCGCCGACAAAGCCAAGCGCCAGGACGAGCUGAUCGUGAUAAACGUGAGCGGGCGCCACUUCCAGACGUGGCGCAACACCCUGGACCGCUACCCGGACAUCCUGGGCUCCACGGAGAAGGAGUUCUUCUUCAACGAGGAGUCGGGGGAGUACUUCUUCGACCGCGACCCGGACAUGUUCCGCAGCGUCCUCAACUUCUACCGCACGGGCAAGCUGCACUACCCGCGGUACGAGUGCAUCUCGGCGUACGACGAGGAGCUGGCCUUCUUCGGCAUCAUCCCCGAGAUCAUCAGCGACUGCUGCUACGAGGAGUACAAGGACCGCAAGCGCGAGAACGCCGAGCGCCUCAUGGACGACCAGGAGGACAACAAGGACAGCAAGCCGCCCAACAUGACGUGCCGCGAGACCAUGUGGCGGGCCUUCGAGAACCCGCACACCAGCACCAUGGCCCUGGUGUUCUACUACGUCACGGGCUUCUUCAUCGCCAUCUCCGUCAUCACCAACGUGGUGGAGACGGUGCCGUGCAGCCUGAUGCCCGUCCCGCGAUCGAUCGACCCCCGGUUGGGGGACGUCCCGUGCGGCGAGCGCUACACGGAGGCGUUCUUCUGCAUGGACACGGCGUGCGUGAUGAUCUUCACGGUGGAGUACCUCAUGCGGCUGUUCGCUGCGCCCAGCCGCUACCGCUUCAUGCGGAGCGUCAUGAGCAUCAUUGACGUGGUGGCCAUCUUGCCGUACUACAUCGGCCUGGUCAUGACCAACAACGAGGACGUGAGCGGUGCCUUCGUCACCCUCAGAGUGUUCCGCGUCUUCCGCAUCUUCAAGUUCUCGCGCCACUCGCAGGGGCUGCGCAUCCUGGGCUACACGCUGAAGAGCUGCGCCUCGGAGCUGGGCUUCCUCCUCUUCUCCCUCACCAUGGCCAUCAUCAUCUUCGCCACCGUCAUGUUCUACGCCGAGAAGGGCUCCACCUCCAGCAAGUUCACCAGCAUCCCGGCCUCGUUCUGGUACACCAUCGUAACCAUGACGACGCUAGGGUAUGGAGACAUGGUUCCUAAGACAAUAGCAGGAAAGGUCUUUGGCUCCAUCUGCUCAUUGAGUGGCGUGUUGGUGAUCGCGCUGCCGGUGCCCGUCAUCGUGUCCAACUUCAGCCGCAUCUACCACCAGAACCAGCGGGCAGACAAGCGGCGUGCCCAGAAGCUCCAGAAAGCUCGGCUGGCGCGUAUGAGGAUAUUAAAGACCAGCACCUCCAAUGCAUUCCUGCACAACAAACGCAACGGCCUCCUCAAUGAAGGCCUGGAGCUCACGCAAACCCCUUACAAGAUGAAACUAUCACAUCAGGGGUCUUUGGAUGAGGACCAGCAGCUCAAUAAACCAGAGACUCUAAUCGAAAGCCAACACCACCACCUGCUGCACUGUCUGGAGAAAACCACGAACCAUGAGUUUGUGGACUCUCAGUUCUACGAGCAGACGUACCUGGAGAGCGCCCUGCACAACUACCCGUCCCGGAGCCCCUCCCUCAGCAGCCAGGGCCUCACCGGCACCUGCUGCACGCGUCGGCCCAAACGGGCCGCGCAUCACGGGACCAACGCCACCGGCACCGCCGCACACACACACACACACUCACACACACACGCCAACACGGCAGGACUGCAGGAGCUCAGCGCCAUACACAUCCCGUGUGGGGAGCAGCCCCUCAGCACCAGUCGUUCCAGUCUAAACAUGCGCACAGAUGAUCAGCAGUCGCGACUCAACUGCCAGGGCGGCCAGAUCACCACGGCGAUCAUCACCAUACCAACGCCCCCGGAAAGCACGCCCGACGGCGACGGACACGCCCCGCCCCCUCCUGUGUCAUCACCGGGCGUGGCCAAGGAGUCCUUCCUGUGAGGGGCGUGGCCAGAGGCAGGACCCAGAGAGGAAUGGGAGGGAACAGAAGACGAGACCGGGGCGGAGCCUAUCUCACUUGAUUGACUGAUGAGCAGCCCGCCCCUGUUGGCUAAAAUUCCGUACUGUAUUGAAACUGUGGCCAGCAGGCACACACCCCACACGAAUGUGUGGGAUUUCGGUUUGGGGAGGGGUGCGUAGUGUGUUUGUGUGAGUGAUGGUGUAUGUGUGUGUGUGUGUG
Messenger RNA from Clupea harengus (Atlantic herring), 2607 nucleotides. RefSeq names its product potassium voltage-gated channel subfamily D member 3 (gene kcnd3). The record is from RefSeq and is a predicted model, not a curated record. Gene Ontology annotation, cellular component: postsynaptic membrane; neuronal cell body; dendritic spine. Gene Ontology annotation, molecular function: A-type (transient outward) potassium channel activity; protein binding. NCBI's taxonomy places the organism in Eukaryota, Metazoa, Chordata, Actinopteri, Clupeiformes, Clupeidae. Gene Ontology annotation, biological process: potassium ion export across plasma membrane; action potential; protein homooligomerization.